Molecule: messenger RNA, 2196 nt
Organism: Echinostoma caproni
Lineage: Eukaryota; Metazoa; Platyhelminthes; Trematoda; Plagiorchiida; Echinostomatidae
Source: the annotation of a GenBank genome assembly
GAAUGGGCAGAAGAGUGUCUGGACUCAGUCAAUCCAAACAUUCUCUCUCCGAUUGUGGACAAUGAUAUUGUUCAUCCCAUUGCUCCUAAAUGUAUUGAAUUGGAUCGUGCCGAGCCCGAAGGAACCUGCAGCUAUUUAGAUCGCUCCACUGGUGUGGACGAAAGACAGUCAAAACAGGAGUCUUGCACGGUGCCGAUUCUGACACAUAUGCCAGCGGAAUCUAAAUGGCCAGAAAGAACGGAAUUAAUUGCUGUAUUGGGUCCUAGCCGGAAACGUUUUCGCAGACGAGUGAAAAUUUCAUUACAUCAGGGUCCGGCACCCAGUGAAUCGGAAUCUCAUAGUUUGCUUGUUAGACUACGAAUCGACCCGUUAUCAGACAGUGAAUCAGUGCGUCCCCAGUCGAUGAUUUACAAUGAAUCUCAAACACCGUCUAAUUUGUCUCGCCAGAGCAACUCACGAAUUUCUCUAGGUAUAAAAACCCCUCACACUGCAUUGCUUCGGUACGAUUCUAUUGAGCCGAGAAAAGUCACUUCAUGGAUUCCGAUUAACUGCUGCAUGCGCACCAUGAAUUCGGUUCAGGAUGCACAACCGAACGAACGGGAACGAUACACUGGAAUCGCCGAGUGCCUGAUCACCAGUCUUUCCUCACUGUCUAUUCCAAUGAGUGAGGUUGAGUCGAUUGACACAUCGUUUAGUUGGAGUCUACCUGAAUCCGCUCAAACACGAGGUAGGGCAGACAAGAAAUCAUCCAGUUUACCGGAGACAGUCAUUGUCGAUGUACUCUCAGACGAGGAUGCUCGUAAAACAGAACAAGCCAGUCAAACUGGUUCGGAUAGUGGUAUUUACUACGUUGGAAUCACUGGAUCGCGUUUUAAACAUCAAACAACUGAAAACAGUUCACAUAAGUCGCGGUUGAUGAAUACAAAGUCCCAAAAGCGCUCCUUGGAGAUCAACACUAGUAAACCGGUAUCAAUAGGAACGCGUCAACUCAAUACAGAAUCUCGUUAUCCGCGACAUGCACGAUGCUACGUGACACCGGCCACUACCAGAGAUAAAAGUUGUUCACGAAUAGUGUCCCCUUCAUAUGCACCAUUACAGAAACGAGUAAGAUCUACGUCCGGGUUGAGAUCUAAACUCGGACUGAGCGAGUCCACAAAGAAUACUCGUUUGGAUGAACAGAUAAAUUAUUUCUCGGAUGCUCAAUUCACAUCAUUUUCAUUGGAUCGGGAUCGCGGUGACGCAUUGGUGGAUGUAGCAACCACCUCCUUGUCUGCACAACACAUGAAUGCCAAAAUUUCCGAAAACUCUGACUCAAGUGGUUAUCGAACCAAAUUGUUAGAUCCAACAAAUGACGGCGGCAUACAACAGCUAGGCGAGACAACUUUUAUGAGCAGUGUCCCAAUCAAUCUGGACUCUUCACGAAUCGAAGAAUAUCGUGCAGAUAUGUCGAAAAGUUCUGAAACGAGAAGCAAAUCCCGCCCAGGUGUUCACACUACAACACCCGAUUCAAUCAAACAAACAGAAAGCGGUUCCCUCACUCGUGUGAGGAAUAUUCACAUGCCUUCACAUGGAAUUGUUUGGCAAUCAGUAAGACCGACUGCAAGUGUGUUGUCGAGAAACCCAGCAGCGGAUCCUCAUUCAGGUUUAUCGAACGCUGAUAAAUUCCCAUAUUCAAAUCGGUAUAAAUAUAAUCGUUUAGUGAAACCAACUCCUUCACAAAUGAUUGGAUCAGAUUUUCUUACCAGCACGACAGCUUUGCGCAAAAAGCCUCUUUUCAGGUCAGGUGAGAUGACGAUAUCGGAAUGUGAGGAAAUGCGCACAUGUGCAGACUUAGAUAUGCACCGUUCAAAAUCCAAAUAUCGCGUGAAUCUAUCACACAUGAAACCGUCGAAUCGUAUGGGUGGUCUAAGCUCGAUCGCCAGUGAAUUGGAUGUGGAUCCGAUGGAACGUUUUGGAGUGAGUCAAAAGUCCAGCAAAUUCACCUUCUGCAUGCGUCGUCAAUUAUCACAAAACAGUCAAUGGGAUGCGUGGAAUAUACCAACACCGAAUUCGUCCUGUGACAAUUUGCAACCCCGACAGCAUGAGAACGGACCGGCCCGUAGACGAGCACGUUUCGGUUUCUGUCUGAACCCCGGACAACAGACACCAGGUGCCGUGGUAAGCCACAAACUAGAUGAGUUGGCUUCUAGCCGUUAA